Molecule: messenger RNA, 1791 nt
Organism: Biomphalaria glabrata
Lineage: Eukaryota; Metazoa; Mollusca; Gastropoda; Planorbidae
Exons: 2
Coding region: 1105-1791 (228 amino acids)
Source: RefSeq, a predicted model, not a curated record
UCGGUGCGUAGAUUAUGGCAUUCUAGCACCAAUGUGUAUUAAGUGCACUAUUUUUGAACGCACUUUCUUUUUGUUGCCUUGCUUGUAAGUUAAUGGAGUGUUUUUGUUCUGCUGGUGUAACGUUUGUUGAGAUUUUUCUGUGUUCCCCUGUUUAGGGGAGUUAGCUUGGGAUUGGAAGUCUACGCUGGUGACUAAAGACAGCAGUGUCAGAGUGUGUUGUGUUUUCGAACAUUAAUGUGUACGUUGUGGGACAGCAAGGGGUAGAAUUAUUAUUUAAUUAAUAAAUUCACAGUCUUAAAAUGUUCAAUGUCAUUACUCCAUUAGUUUGUCAUCAUACUUAUAUUUAUAUCAUUAAAUAUUUACAUUGUUACCAGUGAGUCAUUUAUUUAUUGUAAGCACGAAGGUGCCUGGUUAAAUGUCAGGGGCCCGGGCAAACGAGCUAAGGCCUUAACAUAACCCUGACAGUUGGGGGCUCGAGUCCGGCUGUGACUACCAGUCACAGAACUAUAAUUUCAAUCAUUAUAUAAGUUUUAGUUACUUGAUUAUGUAGCAGCAGUGUCUACAAUCUAAUAAUUGUUUACAUAGUAUUGCAUCACAAUCUACUGUACUAAUAUUGAAUUGUGUACCAUUGGCAACGAUGUAUAUCGAAAGUAGCAGAUAAAUACAAUAAAUACAUCCUUUGUGAUAUAAGUGAUAUAACACUAUAACUAUACUGUACUAUAUACUAUAUAACUAUUGUAUUGCAAGAUUGAAACACAUUUGUAUUUUCUUGUUUUCUAUAUUGUGCUUCACCUUCGAACGAGUGUCUUCUCGCUCCCGGCAACAAGCGAACGUGAGUGUAAAGUGGCUGUUGGUAACUACUGAAGUCUGAGGCUACUAGUAUUGUGUUGGAUGGUCCUGUGGCAACUAUAUUUCGACGCUGUGGCCUGAGUGAGGCACUUUCCUCCGACGUGGGAUACUGCACAGAUAGGUUUCUUUCUUUGCCAUUUAACCGCAGGCUCUAGGCUUUAGUUGAUCUCUUGUACAAUUAGUAGAAUUUUUUUGGUUCCCAUAUUGUAUAUAAUUUAAAUAUAAUACAGCCAAGUAGUGUACAUUGUAUUUACCAUGGAAACUAGGUUGACAAUUACUGCCCAGUUUAUAAGUGAUGGUCGUUCUCUGGGGUACGAAGGUGAAAGGUUAGAGAGGUAUGUGGCUGAGCAGAAAGAAGAUUAUGAAAAAGCCAAGAAAGAGGAUUUUGAACGAGAAAAGGCUAGAUUUGAGAGAGAGGAAAGAUUGAAGGCAGAGGAGAAGGCCAGAUUUGAACGUGAGGAGAAGGCCAAGCGUGAGGAACACGAGAGGUGGAAAGAAAGAGAUGCCAGGGAGGAACUCAAGAGGAAAGAGGAGAUGGAACUAGAAAGAAUGAAGGAAAAGUCAGCAACAGCGGCUGGGACGGCAACACAGGCAGAGGUGCGGCCUAGAAAUGUUUUAGAUAAACUUGACAAGAGCUUCCAGGGAAUGAAGGAAGACGAUGACCUGAUGGCAUAUUUAACACACUUUGAGGCCGUCGCAACAAGAUGCAAGAUCGAUAGAAAGGAAUGGUCAUUGCUCCUGUCCUAUAAACUAACUACCUUUCUAAGAAACUGUAUGCUGCGUGACAGUCUGUUUUUGAAUGAAAAUUAUGAGGAAGUGAGGACCGUAUUACUCCGACAUGCGGAUAUAAACGCGGAAACCUGCCGCAAGAGGUUCCACCGGGUAAAACCACGACAGAAUGAUUUUAGGGGUUUUGUCACUGUGACAGGUGGGGAAAUGUGA